Molecule: messenger RNA, 1440 nt
Organism: Musa acuminata AAA Group (dessert banana)
Lineage: Eukaryota; Viridiplantae; Streptophyta; Magnoliopsida; Zingiberales; Musaceae
Product: (+)-neomenthol dehydrogenase-like
Exons: 4
Coding region: 53-940 (295 amino acids)
Cellular component (GO): membrane
Source: RefSeq, a predicted model, not a curated record
UCGACGCAUCUCGCGAGCUGUGCCAUCAUCCGGCGACGUUUUCACCGCGAUCAUGGAUAUGGACCUCAAGGGCUCCGCGAUCUGUCCCUCUACCACCAGGUGGUGGUCGAAGGAGACGGUGGCCGUCGUCACCGGCGCCAACAAGGGCAUCGGAUUCGCGCUCGUCAAGAGGUUAGCGGAGCUGGGGCUCACGGUGGUGCUCACUUCGAGGGACGUCGGCAAGGGGAAGGCGGCGGUGGAGUCCCUCGACGGCCAGGGAAUUCAUGUGGCGUUCUGCCACUUGGAUGUGGCGGUGCCCUCGUCGAUCGUCACCUUCGCGGCCUGGCUGGAGCGGAGAUUUGGAGGACUGGACAUUCUUAUUAACAACGCUGCCGUCUCAUUUAAUGAGAUCGACACCAACUCCGUGGAGCACGCAGAAACUGUCAUCCGUACCAACUUCUACGGCUCCAAGAUGCUGAUAGAGUCACUGCUGCCCCUGUUCCGGAGAUCCAUCGCCACCAGCAGCCGCAUACUGAACAUUAGUUCUCAGCUCGGCCUUCUAAAUAAGGUGAGGAACCCAGCUCUGAAGGAACUGCUUCAGGACGAGGAUAUUCUAACAGUCGCGGCGGUGGAACGCAUGGUGUCGCAGUUCCUCCACCACGUAAAGAUGGGGACAUGGCGAGAAGAAGGGUGGCCAACGGUGUGGACGGACUACUCCGUCUCCAAGCUCGCCCUCAAUGCGUACUCCAGGCUACUGGCGAAGCAGCAGGAAGGGCGGGGGCUGAGCGUGAACUGCUUCUGCCCGGGCUUCACCAGGACUUCCAUGACUCGGGGGAGAGGCAGCCGGUCACCGGAGGAGGCCGCCGAGGUUGGCGCCAAGCUCGCCUUGCUCCCUCCCCACCAACUACCCACCGGGAAGUUCUUCAAGUGGUGCACCCCGUCCUUGUACUCGAAGCUGUAGAUGUAAUGCUUGUGAUGACAUUCGAGAAAGCUUUAGAUAGUGACUUUACUGGUCAUUAGAAGUGGCGAUAGUGAUCUCAGGUCAAAGCUAUCGGAUGAGAACGAGGAACAAAGCAUGCAUGCAUUUGCUGUGCUUGACUCGAGAUCUUGACCAAAGCCCUCAAGCGCUUACUUACUGUUUGUUCUUCCCCCUGAGCAUGAUCUACCACCAAUGCGGAUCCCAUGAAAUCUUCCUGAUCACCUUCUUUAAUGCAUCAUAGGUAAUAAAUAUCUCGGACGAUAGGCAUGCAGGGAGAAAACAAGUGGAAAAGGGAGGGACUGAGAACGUGAUGGACGUCGUGUUCAAGAUGAACAGCCAAGAAUUCACAUGAGGGUGACAUUGUUUUAUGUGCGAGCCGCUCAUGAUAUAAUAAUAAUUGAGAUAGAAGCCGGUCAAAUUGACACAAUAAUUGUGAUUUUUUUAUAUGUCUUGCAUAUUUUACAUCAAGAUAAUUAUAAAUG